Molecule: messenger RNA, 630 nt
Organism: Strongylus vulgaris
Lineage: Eukaryota; Metazoa; Nematoda; Chromadorea; Rhabditida; Strongylidae
Source: the annotation of a GenBank genome assembly
UUUGGUCAUGCAUGUUUUCUUCUGGCUCGCGAACAAAUCCGAAAUGGUCACUACAUGAGUGCUGUACGACUAGCCAAACGCAUCCUACGUUUGGCUAAAGCUACUUCAGAUCAUCGCCUCGAAAGAUCUGGUCUGCAACUGAUGGCAACAAUUUACGAAAAACAAAGAGAUACAAAGUCAGCCAAAGCCUUGCUGAAGAAGUUGCUAGAAGUUCCAGGAGCGACAGUACAGGAAUAUGUGACUGCUCUACUCCAACUGAGCUCCCUGGCACCACAUAAUGGUGAUGAUCCCGUGAAGUACCUCACUAAAGCUUUGGAUCAAGCUAGAACUUCUGGCAAUCUUGAUGCGAUAGUUCUGACGCAGUCGGCAAUGCUACGGCAUUAUAUGAGCCCCGAAGUGGAUAGCGACGAGCACUGCAUAACUGAACUUUUAUCUUCGCAGAAAGAACUGCUAAAAGAUAAUAUCAGUGUUGCGUCCAGAUCAAUAAUAUUUGAAGAUUUGGCUAUAUGUGAAGAAGGAGAGACCAGUGGCUCGAAUGAGCUGCGCGCAUUAGAGCAAAGUCUUACCGAGGUUACCAGAUUUUCUCUUUCUGACUAUUCAACCAACAUUGUCAAUAAGGCUAAUUUUUGA